Molecule: messenger RNA, 2025 nt
Organism: Cucurbitaria berberidis CBS 394.84
Lineage: Eukaryota; Fungi; Ascomycota; Dothideomycetes; Pleosporales; Cucurbitariaceae
Product: fungal-specific transcription factor domain-containing protein
Exons: 3
Coding region: 1-2025 (674 amino acids)
Biological process (GO): DNA-templated transcription; positive regulation of transcription by RNA polymerase II
Cellular component (GO): nucleus
Molecular function (GO): sequence-specific DNA binding; zinc ion binding
Source: RefSeq, a predicted model, not a curated record
AUGUCUGCAGACUCACAAACCCGGAUGUCGCUGCCAGAAAAGUCCUUGCUCUCAGAUCCUCUCGCAAAGGAUAGCUCUAGUUUGUCGUUCCAAUAUCCGCGUAUCUAUCCAACACCAGUAGUGGACCGUCCAAUCUUUUCCAGUGCAGACAAUCUCAACGUCCCCAGCGAAUAUACCUCUCGUGAUCCUCCAUCUCGGAACUCUCCUGAACCGCAGCAUGGCCAAAGGGACCAAGAAGGCCACUACGUCGGCUCCUCUAGUGCUGUGGCCUUUCUUAUCCGUAUCCAAAAACGUCUACACCAAAACUCAUCCUUGUCACACAACUCCAGCAUCUUCACCUUUGGCGACGCCCCAUUACCAGAGUUUGACCCGUCUUUCUUCGUCUUGCCGCCCAAACCGGAUGCGCAGAGGCUUGUCGAACGGUAUUUUGACUAUGCGGCACCGACACAUCGGUUCCUGCAUCGGCCGAGCAUUGAGAAGUUGGUCGAUGAGUUCUAUGAAACGCAGGGCGAGGUGCGGGGCGAAAAUGGGAAAGCAAAAGCAGCGCUGUUGAUGGUGGUUUUUGCGCAGGCACAGGCGUACAUGCCUCCUGGAAGUAUGGUCCAAGACAACAGAGACAGUGCCCGCUACUUCUUCGCAGCCGAGAAUCAACUUUCAAAAGAACGUGGUGCUGUACGCUUAGCUAGCGUACAAGCUAGAUUAUUACAAUGCUUCUACCUCCUGACCCAAUCACGCAUCAACCACUGUUGGAGUCUUUUCGGCACGCUGUCUCAUCUUGCGCUUGCAAUUGGCUUGAACCGCGGAAGGAAAUGCGAUCCCUCCAGCACAGUCGACUACGUCGAGCUGGAGAGUCGACGACGCUUGUUCUGGUGCGCGUAUUCCCUCGACAAAUACCUUGCGGCCGCUCUCGGCAGGCCACGGACUUUUAAAGAUGAGGAUAUUGAUCAGGAACUCCCAACUGUCGUAAACGAUGACGACCUACACCCCUCCUAUAUGACACCAACGCCGUCAAAAUCACAUUCCGUCAUGAUGGCAGCAGUCGAGCACAUUAAACUCACACGUAUAAUGUCCCUCGUCCUCCGCGACCUUUACUCUAUCCGACCCCCAAGUCUUCCCCUCCGCAUCGAGCUCUCCGCAAAAUACACAUCUGAUCUCCGUGCCUGGCGGAAUUCGCUAUCGCGAUUUCUAAGUGACUCAGACGACGGGGGAGGCAUCGAUUCGCAUCUUCUAAUCCCAGUUUACCAACGGCAACGCGGUGUGUUGAACCUGGCGUACUAUCACGCCAUGCUGUUGAUUCAUCGCCCCUUCUUGCUUCGGGACUUUGCAAGCCUAACACACAUGCCCACGCACGGCUCUUGGGGGUCGAAAAAUGCAACUAUCGACACAAGUGCAAAUGUUAGCGCCUGCCUCGAGGCAGCAAUGUCCAUAGUCCGCGUGGUCGAUGACGUAUUCACGUCCUCCAAUCUCUUCCGCGCAUUCUGGUUCACGCAGUACUAUGCGUUCUGCGCAGUCGUUGUGCUGUACAUAUACCGAAUACAACAGCACCUUGUCACACCAGGAAAGUGCGAAGGGUAUUUCGAUGCGGGACAAAAGUGUCAAAGGCAAUUAGAGAGUGUGAGUGAGACGGAUUGUUUGGCGCGACGGUAUUGUCUCGUCCUCGAAGAGUUGCGGGUAGAGGCUCUACGGCAGAAGAGCCAAUUAUCAGAUUCUGCAACAUCCCCUUUGCCUCUUGCAGCAGACGCGCCAGCCGGAAGUUCCGGUAUCCAGGAUACACUUAUGCCAACGUCGGAACCGCACACUAGUAGUGCAAGCCCAUCUGGUCUUAACAACGCCUUUUACAACACCAACCAUAUACCGCCCACGCCAGAGAGCGCGGUGUUCAAUGCUAAUUACGUGGCUUCGGAUAGUUUUAUGUCAGACCUGACUAGCUGGGGCCAGUUUGAUAGCCUAGUUACCGCAGGCAUAGGAAUGUUCGAUGCAGGGUUUCAGGGAGACAUUGGAUAUGGGUUUGGGGUUGGACUGUAG